Messenger RNA from Leptonychotes weddellii (Weddell seal), 1268 nucleotides. The record is from RefSeq and is a predicted model, not a curated record. Lineage: Eukaryota; Metazoa; Chordata; Mammalia; Carnivora; Phocidae.
AGGGCUGGCGCGCUCUCCCGGACCCGGCGCCCACAGGGUCGCGGCGCGAUGGCACAGGUCGGAGGCCCCGGGGCCAAAAAGGGUAUUUUGGAACGUCUGGAUAGUGGAGAGGUUGUGGUUGGAGAUGGCAGCUUUCUCAUAACUCUGGAGAAGAGGGGCUAUGUGAAGGCUGGGCUCUGGACUCCGGAAGCAGUGGUAGACCAUCCCGAUGCAGUUCGUCAACUUCACAUAGAAUUCUUGAGAGCAGGAUCAAAUGUCAUGCAGACUUUCACCUUUGCUGCCAGUGAGGACAAUAUGGAAAGCAAGGGUGGUCCUUGGGAACACAUCACUGGCCUGGGAAUGAGAAGAAUCGGGUUUGAUGCCAACUUUGCCACCUGCUGGUAUUUUGAGCAUGCUGAAGAAGCCAUAUGGGCUGUGGAAGUCUUAAAAGAAUCGGGUAAACCUUUGGCAGCUACCAUGUGCAUAGGCCCGGAUGGAGACAUGUGUGGUGUGACACCUGGAGAAUGUGCUGUUAAGCUGGUGAAGGCAGGGGCUGCAAUCGUGGGUGUGAACUGCCGCUUCGGGCCCAGCACCAGCUUGAAGACAAUGAGGCUCAUGAAGGAGGGCCUACAGGCCGCGGGGUUGAAGGCGCACCUGAUGAUGCAGUCCCUGGGCUUCCACACCCCUGACUGUGGCAAAGGCGGGUUUGUGGAUCUCCCAGAAUAUCCCUGUGGACUGGAGCCCAGAGUUGCAACCAGAUGGGAUAUUCAAAAAUAUGCCAGAGAGGCCUACAAUCUGGGGAUCAGGUACAUUGGCGGAUGCUGUGGAUUUGAGCCCUACCACAUCAGGGCAAUUGCAGAGGAGCUGGCCCCCGAAAGGGGCUUUUUGCCCCCAGCUUCGGACAAACAUGGUAGUUGGGGAAGUAGCCUUAAUAUGCACACCAAACCGUGGAUUCGAGCCAGAUUCAAAGGGAGAGAAGAGAGGAUGGCAAGGGGAGCCAACUGUUUGUACUUGGCUGGCAGCCUAACAGGAAGACCGCAGUUCUGGGCCGGGCAGAUCUUCACAAGUGCUGCCAUGGUUCCUUACUGGCUUCCUCUGGGAACUUUUGGUCUGUACUUCUCAUGCCACAGGCAUCGCAUUCUUCUCUGUCUGCUACUUCCCUUUCAGAUCCUGGCUUUUUCAGCAGGUCACUCCAGAUAUCCCCUAUUUGGGGGGUCUUGUUGUCCUUCCUGGUGAUUCUAAAUACCUCCAGAUUUCAAACACGUCUUUUUCUGAAACGUGGUAUGAAA